Messenger RNA from Corticium candelabrum, 831 nucleotides. RefSeq lists its product as uncharacterized. Gene Ontology annotation, molecular function: carbohydrate binding. Gene Ontology annotation, biological process: cell adhesion. The transcript is spliced from 7 exons. The coding region runs from base 90 to 656 and encodes 188 amino acids. NCBI's taxonomy places the organism in Eukaryota, Metazoa, Porifera, Homoscleromorpha, Homosclerophorida, Plakinidae. The record is from RefSeq and is a predicted model, not a curated record.
GUGGUUUAUUAGAGUGUACCGUAUUUUUCGAACAGGAAGAAGCAUAGAUAGUGAGUGCAGUAGUGUGUUAAUUAACAAGACGAGAAGGAAUGGCGUUCAUCGAAAUGCUCAGUGUUUACUGGUUGAUGGCAGUUCUACUGGUGCAAUGUUCGUGCCAAAGAGGUCAAACAUACCGGGAUGACGGAACCGUAUGCUUUCCACUCUCUUCGUAUCUCCACCAUACGACCAAUCCAACCACGAAGGCACUCAAGGGCUCGCCAGGCAAGAUGGGGCCGCAAGGUGAGAAAGGCGAGAAAGGAGACCACGGUGAUCGGGGUCUCGCGGGAGCCAAAGGAGAUCCCGGUGCUGCAAGCAAAUCUUCAUGUCUCAUGGGCAGUUUCCGCACAGGAGGCAAUGGGUACGAGUCGUCAUGGUGUCAAGGAGACCAGAGUGUCUGUUGGCCUGUUGUCAAGCGUAUUACGUUUUCUCGUGCCUUUACUACAGUGCCCAACGUGCAGGUGAUGCUUGGCGACGUCGAGGCGAGCAACGGAGCUUAUAUUCGAGUCUACACGCGUGCUGAAAGUGUGACGAAAACGGGAUUUCAAGCGAAGGCUUGGACCAUCAACAAUUCCCUUCUAUUUUACGUUCGACUGGUGUGGAUUGCCUGCGGUGAAUGAUUGCAAUCAUUGCAAAGAUUGAAUUAAUUAAUUAAAAGGUUUGCCGUCUCGACUGUCUAGCAUUGCUGCUGUUUUUGGUUGUACAAUGUUGGUCCCUCUGUGCGCAUGCGCUCGUAGUCUGUCACUACGUACGUCAUUUUGCUUUUAGAUUAUGUGGUUUGUCAGGUUGCCUAUA